This is a messenger RNA of Ectocarpus sp. CCAP 1310/34, 750 nucleotides long. The record is from the annotation of a GenBank genome assembly. NCBI's taxonomy places the organism in Eukaryota, Phaeophyceae, Ectocarpales, Ectocarpaceae.
AUGUUCGAGGAGAUUCAAGAUAGGUUGCGGCCCAUCGAUGCUACGACCAAGUCGAUUCCGGAGGGCGAGGAGGAAACGGAGGGGGGAGAGCGGAAGGAGGGAGAGGAGCGGAAAGAGGGGGAGGGAACUGGAGUAACCCAGAGUAAGAGGCGGUCGUACGGGUUGAAUUUGGCAGGCCUGUGCCAAGAGUAUCUCGAGGCCGGGACCCCCCUUUGUCAAGUCGGCCGCUUGGUCAUGUCCACGCUACGCCUUGCCACCGGCGUCGAGCUAGAUGUCGCGGGGGGCAAAAUGAAAUUCCACGGCACGACGGUAAAGCGGCUUGCACUUGGAAUUGCGCACUUGAACAUGGCUGAACUGAUCGCCAUGAUCCUCAAAGCUCCCUACUUGCUGAUCGCGGGUGACGAAUCGCUGCGGAAAGGGGACAAGAAGUUCCCCAUUUUCGUGGCGUGUUGGGAUGUCGUAGCUAGCAGGCCUUGGUGGGGGCUUCUCCGGAUGUGCAGCAUGAAGGACAAAACUGCGGAAACACAAGCAUCGCUUUUUUUCGAGACCAUCGUCAACGUUCUGAAGUACCCUCGCCGCCAAGUUUUGUACGUCCUGCCCGACAAUACCGCCUCUGUCUCGGGCGAAAAGGGGGGGGUGUGCAACCAAGCUGCAGCAGAAGCUGCGGGGGGAAGACACCACGGCGGUCCCACGACAGGAGCAGGGUGGAGGGCGUGGGCGUGGGCGUGGUGGACAGGGCUCGAGAGGUAG